GCUUAACACAUGUGACAGCCGUCAGCCGUUGGACUUCUUUAUGGUGGUUUCACGUUUCAAUUUCAAUGUUUUUGUUUUGUUUGCUUGGUUCUUGUUCUUGGUCUUCUUGUCUUGCAUACUCCGGUCUACUCCGGUAAUACUAUAUAUUAUUUAUCUAUAUAUGGUCUUCUUGGUUCCCUGAUAGGCAAAAAGGCAAAUUUUGUACUUUGUAGUGAUUUCACGUUUUUUUUUUAUGUAAAAUUAUCAUUGGAAUACAUAAAAUAAAGUGUAAUCAAAUGGAAGUCAAACAAGAAAUUAGCGAGGAAACGUGUAAAAUAGAAAUAGAGUAUAAUGAUUUGGAUGAUACUCUUUUGGAUAGCUUUAAAUGUGAAAUUCAGGAUGAGUCUAAAAGGGCAAGUACUCCUGGCACCUAUGAUUCUUUACACUUUGAAGAAAACUACAUUGCAACAAACCUAUUUGAAGAAAAUCAAAAAACUGAAAAAGAUUAUCUCCAAGAUGAAAUCAAAAUGGAAAUUAUGGAGAAACCCGUUGAAGAUUCAUCUUACAAAGGAAAUGAGAUGAGUCGACACAUUGAAGGAAAAUCAUUAAAUAAAAAUAUGAAACUUGUUACUGGAAAAAGACUUUAUAAAUGUGAAAUUUGUUUUAAGCAAUUCGGUAAAGCAGAUCAUUUAAAAGGACAUUUGAGAGUACACACUGGAGAAAAACCGUUCAAGUGUGAAAUUUGUUUGAAACAAUUUUCUCAAGCAUUGACUUUAAAAAAUCAUUUAAGGACGCACACUGAAGAAAAACCUUAUAAGUGUGAGAUUUGUUUUAAGCAAUUUAGUCAAGCAGCUACUUUGGAAAAACAUUUAAGAGUACACACUGGGGAAAAACCUUAUAAGUGUGAAAUUUGUUUUAAGCAAUUUAGACACGCAGAUAAUUUAAAACAACAUUUGAGAGUGCACACUGGAGAAAAACCUCACAAGUGUGAAAUUUGUUUUAAGCAAUUUAGUCAAGCAGCUACUUUGAAAAAACAUUUAAUAAGAGUACACACUGGGGAAAAACCGUAUAAGUGUGAAAUUUGUUUUAAGCAAUUUAGUCACACAGAUAAUUUAAAACAACAUUUGAGAGUACACACUGGAGAAAAACCGUUCAAGUGUGAAAUUUGUUUUAAGCAAUUUAAUAAAACAAGUCAUUUGAAAAAUCAUUUAAAAACACACUGGAGAAAAACCAUAGAUGUGUGAAAUUUGUUUUAAGCAGUUUAGUCAAACACGUACUUUGAAAUCUCAUUUGAGAGUGCACACUGGGGAAAAGCCUUCCACUGUGUGAAAUUUGUUUUAAGCAAUCUAGUGAAGCAAGUCCUUUGAAAAGACAUUUGGGAGUUCACACUGGGGAAAGCCCUUACCAGUGUGAAAUUUGUUUAAAACAGUUUAUUCAAGCAAGUGAUUUGAAAAGACAUUUGAGAACACACACUGGUAAAAAAGUGUGAGAGUUUUUUUAAGCAAUUUAGUCAACAUAAAUAAAAAAAAUGGAUCCUGGUCAGCAAAACUGCAACGUUUAAGUUUUCUGCAUGUAGAAUAAAAUGGAUACCACCAAAUCCCCGUCUACUUGUGAAUUUUUAUCGACACCUGCGAGUAGAAGAUGAUGUGAGCUCACAUCAAAUUGAGUUCCCACGCCAUGGUAAAUUUUCUUCGCGCCAAUAAAGCACUUGAAGAAA
Molecule: messenger RNA, 1696 nt
Organism: Diabrotica virgifera virgifera (western corn rootworm)
Lineage: Eukaryota; Metazoa; Arthropoda; Insecta; Coleoptera; Chrysomelidae
Product: zinc finger protein 239-like
Exons: 2
Coding region: 276-1223 (315 amino acids)
Biological process (GO): regulation of transcription by RNA polymerase II
Molecular function (GO): RNA polymerase II cis-regulatory region sequence-specific DNA binding; DNA-binding transcription factor activity, RNA polymerase II-specific
Source: RefSeq, a predicted model, not a curated record